AUGUGUACUUUGAAGGAGUCGAACCGUUUAUCUACGGAAGCUAAACCUAAUCUGAGGAUACGUUUCUUGAUGUUCGUUCCGCUAAAAUUCAGAAAUUUCGUUCCUCUAGAGGCUACCAGUACUGACUCAGUGCGCGUCUGUGUUAUACAUCUAAAUAAGAAAUUCACGGUUGAAGGAGCGUAUGCAAAUGCGACCACAAAAGACUUAAGGAAUCGUGACAAAAGUUACAGGGAUGUUACUGAAGUAGUAAAGUGCGAAGUGGAAUAA
Messenger RNA from Enterobius vermicularis (human pinworm), 267 nucleotides. The record is from the annotation of a GenBank genome assembly. NCBI's taxonomy places the organism in Eukaryota, Metazoa, Nematoda, Chromadorea, Rhabditida, Oxyuridae.